This is a messenger RNA of Megalobrama amblycephala (Wuchang bream), 2088 nucleotides long. RefSeq names its product polyadenylate-binding protein 4-like. The transcript is spliced from 14 exons. The coding region runs from base 93 to 1892 and encodes 599 amino acids. The record is from RefSeq and is a predicted model, not a curated record. Gene Ontology annotation, molecular function: RNA binding. Lineage: Eukaryota; Metazoa; Chordata; Actinopteri; Cypriniformes; Xenocyprididae. Gene Ontology annotation, cellular component: ribonucleoprotein complex.
AAAUCCGAUUCGUUGAUCGUUAAGCGUUUGGUAGAUUGAAUCUCGGCUGCUUUGAGUUCUGCAUCGAUCAUUCAUUGAUAUUUGUCUAUCUGAUGAAGAUGAGGGUGAGCAGCACUCUGUAUGUGGGCGAUCUGGAGCCGGACGUGACUGAAGCCAUGCUGUUCGAGCGCUUCAAAUCGGUCGGUUCGAUUCAGUCCGUCCGAGUCUGUCGAGACAAACUCACGAGCCGCUCGCUCGGAUACGCGUAUGUGAACUUCGAGCGACCCGCUGAUGCCGAACGAGCCUUGGAUACCAUGAACUUUGACCUCAUGCAGGGUAAGCCGAUGCGUCUAAUGUGGUGUCAGCGAAACCCUUCACUCAGGAAGAGCGGCGUGGGAAACAUCUUCAUUAAGAACCUGCAGAAAUCCAUUAACAGCGAGGGCCUGCUUGACAUCUUCUCGUCAUUUGGAAACAUCUUGUCCUGUAAAGUGGCUUGCGAUGAAAACGGAUCGAAAGGCUUUGGAUUUGUGCACUUUGAGACGCAUGAAGCUGCUGAAAAAGCCAUCAAGAAAUUAAACGGCAUGUUGAUCAACGAGCUGAAAGUGUUCGUCGGCCACUUCAAAUCGCAAAAAGAGCGUGAAGCUGAAAUGCAGAUGAGAGCAAAAGAGUUUACAAACAUUUACAUCAAGAACUUUGGCACAGAUGUGGAUGCCAAGAUGCUCACUGACAUAUUCAGCAAAUUCGGCUCAACCCUGAGCGUUCGGGUCAUGACGGAUGAGAGCGGAAACUCUAGAGGAUUUGGUUUCGUCAGCUUUGAGAGUCACAGUGAUGCGAAGCGGGCGGUGGACGAAUUGAACAGGACGGAGCUGAACGGCAGGCAGGUGUUCGUGGGCCGUGCUCAGAAGAGACGAGAACGUCAGGUGGAGUUGAAGCGGCGCUUCGAGCUGAUAAAUCAGGAGCGCAUGAUGCGCUAUCAGGGAGUGAAUCUGUACGUCAAGAAUCUGAGCGACAGCGUGGACAGCGAACUUCUCCUCAAAGAGUUCUCGCCAUACGGGAACAUCACCAGCGCUAAGGUGAUGACAGACGGCGGCCGCAGCCGAGGCUUUGGAUUCGUUUGCUUCUCCUCUGCUGAGGAGGCCACCAGAGCCAUUACUGAGAUGAACUGCCGCAUCAUCGGCUCCAAGCCCAUAUACGUCUCUCUCGCCCAGAGGAAGAAGGAGCGUCAGGCCCACCUCAUCCACCAAUACAUGAUGAGAAGGGCAAGCUUCCAAAGGCAGCAGCUGACGCUAAACCCGCUGGUGGAGCCGUUCCACCCGAAACCACACGCUGAGCACUUCAUACCUCCACAGGUUCAGAAUCACUCUUCAUACCACAUCACCCAACCUCAACCCAGAACUCAAUGGGACGCACAGAGCAUCAGCCCUCAGUAUGCCCAAAACACCCCAAGAGCCGUUCAGUCCACAGUGAGUGACAUCAGACCCAAAACAUCCAUGAUGAGCUGUCAGAGCGCAGCCAGUCACACUCACUGGACGCCCGGCACAGCUGCACCAGUGAACGGAGCACUGCAACACGCGUUCACACCUGAAGAUCACAACUAUCACAGGUUCACAAGCGCACCGCAGGAGCAAUGUGCUGUGCAGCAGGUCCAGGAGUCUCUGACCGCAUCCAUGUCCAGCUCACCAGAAAACCUCAAACAUAUGCUGAGUCACAACCUCUUCCCACUCGUCCAGGACAUGGUAGGGCCCUUGGCGAAUAAGAUCACUGAAAUGCUGUUAGAGAUUGAUGAAUCUGAACUGCUUCAGUUGCUGCGUUGUCAUGAAGCUUUGUGCAUGAAGGUGAAUGAAGCUCUUGCUGUUUAUCAGUCUUAUCAGCCAGUGGAAGCGACACAGAUAUCAUUCCCCAGCCCUGUCUGAGACAAUGUCCAAGACCACAGCGUAUUUUUUUCAUUUUAAAAAUGAAUAUGCAUUUGAUUUUUGUAUUUAUUUUAAUUAAUUUAACAAUUUAAUGUCAAUUUCAAAAAUUAUUCUGCAUAAAUAUAUUUGCAUUUUUCAAUGUCAAUUAAGAAAAUUGUUAAUCAACAAUAGCCUAUAAAUAAAUAUAUUUUGCAGU